CUGCUUCACUGAAGCCCUCGCAUUUCUCGGUUUGCUCUCCGCCGGCGCAGCAAUGGCGGAAGGUUGCGGCCGUGGAUCUCUCGUGCUUUGCUCUUUGCUUCUACUUCUUCUUCUCUCUCUCGCAUCUGCCACAGUCUUCUUCGAGGAGCGCUUCGAAGAUGGAUGGGAGAACAGGUGGGUUAAGUCUGAUUGGAAGAAAGAUGAAGGCAUGGCAGGAGAAUGGAAUCACACAGCUGGAAAGUGGAGUGGUGAUCCAAAUGACAAAGGCAUCCAGACAUUUCCAGAUUAUAGGUUCUUUGCCAUCUCUGCUCAGUUCCCUGAGUUCAGUAACAAGGGCAAAACACUAGUUUUCCAAUUUUCUGUUAAGCAUGAGCAAAAGCUUGAUUGUGGUGGUGGCUACGCUAAGUUGUUGAGUGGUGAUGUUGACCAAAAAAAAUUUGGUGGUGAGACACCUUACAGCAUAAUGUUCGGACCAGAUAUUUGCGGUUAUAGCACAAAGAAAGUCCACGCAAUAUUGACUCGUGAUGGGAAAAACCACUUGAUAAAACAUGAUGUUCCUUGUGAAACAGAUCAGCUGACCCAUGUUUAUACUUUCAUAAUCCAUCCUGAUUCAACAUACAGUAUUUUGGUUGACAAUGAAGAGAAAAGAUCAGGGAAUCUUUACUCUGACUGGGAUCUGCUUCCCCCAAAGGAAAUAAAGGACCCUGAUGCGAAAAAGCCAGAAGAUUGGGAUGAUAAAGAAUAUAUUCCAGAUCCAGAGGACAAAAAGCCUGAGGGCUAUGAUGAUAUCCCCAAGGAAAUCCCUGACCCUGAUGCAAAGAAGCCGGAAGAUUGGGAUGAUGAAGAAGAUGGUGAGUGGGCUACUCCAAACAUUCCAAACCCAGAUUACAAGGGACCAUGGACACAAAAGAAAAUCAAGAACCCGAAUUAUAAGGGUAAAUGGAAGGCACCUAUGAUUGACAACCCAGAAUUCAAAGAUGAUCCUGACCUUUACGUCUUUCCUGAUUUGAAAUAUGUUGCCAUCGAGCUAUGGCAGGUCAAGUCAGGAACCUUAUUUGACAAUAUCUUGAUUUGUGAUGAUCCUGAAUACGCCAAGAAGUUUGCUGAAGAGACAUGGGGAAAGCACAAAGAUGCUGAAAAGGCAUCAUUUGACGAGGAAGAAAAAAAGAAAGAAGACGAGGAAAAAGCUGCGGGCAGUGAUAUAGAUGAGUCUGACAAUGAGAAUGAUGAUGAAACUACUGAAGAAGAGGAGGAAGAGGAAGAGGAUUCCAAGCAUGACGAGCUGUAGAACCAAUGAACCCCCCCGUCUGAGGCCUGAUUCGGUUUUGCAUUGUUUUAGUUCCUGAUUGUUGGAAGUCUACUUAUGAUGAUGAACUCCAGAUAAAGUGGCACCCUAACCACUUUAGUUUUAUCAUUAGCGAAUAUGAUUACUUAUCUUAGGAAUAAUGUUAUUUUCGGAGAAUUUAGUUCACUCGUACCAACAACAUGCAUGUUAACAUAUACUCUUAUGGCUUGGACUUCAAAAUAUGGCUUUUGGAUAGAA
This is a messenger RNA of Dioscorea cayenensis subsp. rotundata (Guinea yam), 1543 nucleotides long. Its product is annotated as calreticulin-like. Gene Ontology annotation, biological process: protein folding. The record is from RefSeq and is a predicted model, not a curated record. The transcript is spliced from 14 exons. Gene Ontology annotation, cellular component: endoplasmic reticulum membrane; endoplasmic reticulum. Gene Ontology annotation, molecular function: calcium ion binding. The coding region runs from base 53 to 1288 and encodes 411 amino acids. NCBI's taxonomy places the organism in Eukaryota, Viridiplantae, Streptophyta, Magnoliopsida, Dioscoreales, Dioscoreaceae.